Molecule: messenger RNA, 3101 nt
Organism: Marmota monax (woodchuck)
Lineage: Eukaryota; Metazoa; Chordata; Mammalia; Rodentia; Sciuridae
Gene: Csf3
Product: colony stimulating factor 3
Exons: 5
Coding region: 1647-2336 (229 amino acids)
Biological process (GO): immune response; positive regulation of cell population proliferation; positive regulation of myeloid cell differentiation
Cellular component (GO): extracellular region
Molecular function (GO): cytokine activity; growth factor activity
Source: RefSeq, a predicted model, not a curated record
GCUCAGUGGAUCAGCGCCCCUGGGUUCAAUCCCCAGUACCAAAACAAAAAAACAAAAGCCCGCUGCCCUCCUGCCCUCCUUAGUUCUCUUGAACCCACCCUUCACUUCUGAGGAGUUGGGCACAGAUCUGAGUGUCAUCCUUAUGUGAAGGUGAACUAACUACUAAGGAGCAAGGAGCGCAGGGGGGACAGGAAAGCAAAAUGUGUACAGAUUGGCAGGUGAGGUCCCUGCCAGUUGUGGCCACCAGAGGGCCCUCCCGCCCCAGAGAUGGCCCCGCCUGCUCAGAUACCCGCUCUCCACAUUCUGUAGGCUCCUUGAGGGUAAAUUAAUUCAGAAAGUGGACAGCCUGGGGUGAGGUCAGUCAGACCAGGUAGGCCUCGUCCCUCAUGGGAAAAUCUCGGGACUGAGGCAGAGCCCAGGUUGGAAUUCCAACUCUGCUAUCUGCAACCUUGGGCAAGGCACUUCCCUCCUGGCCCAGUUCAGAGCUGAGAUGAAAUUGAGAUCACUUCAAUGCUAGGGGUGGAGAUUGGCACUUUCUCCUUUGUCACUCCCAGCCCAUGUCCACUUCAGAGCAACACACUCUGGCUGGUAGCCUCUUCUCUGGGGCAGUGGGUUAUCAGGGAAGUCACAUGUCCCAACCCUGCCAAUUCCAAAGCUCCAGGAACUCUGCUGUCCAAGGGGUAGUGCACUGGGUAGUGCGCAAGGAGGUGAAAGGGCAAGGUCACGUGAGCCAGAGCCCCAAAGGGUCUUACUUCAUUCAGGAUGGGCAUCCUGUUUCCUCAGGCUCUGCCGGGAUUCCAGGGGCUUAAUGGAAUGAGUCAUGGGUGGGAGUUAUUGGGGAGUUCCCAGCUAAUCAGCUUGGGACAGGACAGCCUGAAACGAGGGAUGGUGCCUAUCCAAGCUUUGGGUGGGCACAGGAGGCAAGACCCCAAUAUCUCAGGUCCCUGUCCCUGCAGGAGUUUGGGAAUAAGAAUAGGGACAACUAGCUUUUGCCUUCUCUUUUAGAAUUUUUUUUCACAUUUUUACAGUUUAUUGUGUGCCCCCCAUAGCAGAGUCAUAGUUGGUACAUUCUCCUCCAUGAUUUGACCUAAGACAGUAACACAGCUAGGGGCAUGAAAUAAGAAGAACAGCUUAAGUUUCUAAAUUAUGUCUCUUUUUUAAAAAUAUCUUUUAUUUUAUUUUCUAAUUUGUUCUAAUUUGUUAUACAUGACAGUAGAAUGCACUUUGACACAUUGUACACAAAUGGAGCACAAUCUUUUAGAAUUUUUACCUAAGAUAAAGCGAGGGGCAAAAGGAGCUGCCCAGCACAUCUGCCAGAGGGAGGGAGGCAGCGUCAGGUCAGCAGCCUGAACAGACUCUUGCCUCCAGGGCUCUGACCAGCCGCAUAGCCUCCUGACAAGUUCUGUUCAAAUACCCUGGGGGCAGUUUAGGCCUGGGUGGGGCUGGAAGGGGGAAGAGAGUUUGAGGGGGACUAGACGUCAAAGAAGGAUCAGAGAUUCCACAAUUUCACAAAACUUUCGCAAACAGCUUUUUGUCCACCCCCCCUGCAUUGUCCUGGACGCCAAAUUUGCAUAAAUCCUGGAAGUUAUUACUAAGCAUUAUUAGUGGCAGCCCCAGGUAAUUUCCUCCCAGGCCUCCAUGGGGUUAUGUAUAAAGGCCCUCUGGAGUUGGCCCCUGACAGAGCCCAGAGCCUGCAGCCCAGACCCCACAAGACCAUGGCUGGCCCUGCUGCCCGGAGCCCCACGAAGCUGAUGGCCCUACAGCUGCUGCUGUGGCACAGUGCAUUCUGGACGGGGCAAGAGGCUGUGCCCCUGGACCCUGCCAGCUCCCUGCCUGUCCCCCAGAGCUUCGUGCUCAAGUGCUUAGAGCAAGUGAGGAAGAUCCAGGCCCAAGGCUCUGUGCUACAGGAGAAGCUGUGUGCCACCUACCAGCUGUGCCAUCCUGAGGAGCUGGCGCUGCUCGGCCACUCUCUGGGCAUUCCUCAGGCUCCCCUAAGCAACUGCUCCAGCCAGGGCCUGCAGCUGACAGGUUGCCUGAGCCAACUGCAGAGCGGCCUCUUCCUCUACCAGGGCCUCCUGCAGGCCCUGGCAGGGAUAUCCCCCGAGUUGUCUCCCACUGUGGACAUGCUACAGCUGGAUGUUGCCAACUUUGCCACCACUGUCUGGCAGCAGAUGGAAGACCUAGGGGUGGCCCCUGCUGUGCAUCCCACCCAGGGCACCAUGCCAACCUUCACCUCUGCCUUCCAGCGCCGGGCAGUAGGUGUCCUGGUUGCUUCCCGACUGCAGAGGCUCCUGGAGCUGGUGUACCGGGUUCUGCGCCACCUUGCUGAGCCCUGAGCAAAGCCCUCCCCACCCAGUGUAUUUAUCUCUAUUUAAUAUUUAUGCUUAUUUAAGCCUAAUAUUUAAAGUCAGGGAAGAGAGAACAGAGCCCCAGACCUCUGUGUCCUUCCCUCCAUCUCCGAGUUUCAUUCUCCUGCCUGUAGCAGUGAGAAAAAGCUCCUGUCCUCCUGUCCACUGGGUGGGAGGUAGAUAGGUAAAUACCAAGUAUUUCUUCCUGGAGCUGCUCCCUGGCCCUAGCUCUGUGGGGCACUAAGAAGAGCCACAGUGAACUCUGAGGUAUCUACCUUGGGGCCCCAGGAAGCAUGAGAAGGUCUCCCAUGUGGGAGACAAACCAACCCUGUUUAAUAUUUAAACAGCAGUGUUCCCCAACUGGAUCCUUGUAUCCCUCGUUCUGGUCAGCCAAGUCCUGUGUCCCCUCACAUCCCCAUCCCCAUAGGCAUUAUUAAGUCUCUGGAGAAACACAGGCAGCCGGGACUAGGAGUCUUGGACCUGGAAUUUGUUGAAGAAUCUAGUUUCUUUCUGUUUUGGGGGGCAUGUUUGACUCCCAGUACAAGGAGCUCAGACAUCAGUGUCCUUGGGUUUCUUGCCCCUGUCCCCACCAAAGUCAGAUUCUCCUUUUAGGACUGGGAUUAGGAAGGGAGAAGACAAGGGGCAAUCACGAAGGGAGUGUGAUGUGAAAGGAAGCCCAAGCUCAGCCUCUACCCUGUCCCCACUCUUCAUUGUAACCGUGCUGAGGAUAAUAAAGUGUUUGUCUCUAGUAAA